Molecule: messenger RNA, 1927 nt
Organism: Ilex paraguariensis (yerba mate)
Lineage: Eukaryota; Viridiplantae; Streptophyta; Magnoliopsida; Aquifoliales; Aquifoliaceae
Source: the annotation of a GenBank genome assembly
CUGAGUCCUAGCACACCUCAUGACUUUGUCGGAGAAGAAAACGUAAUCAUAUACACACCUUUUUCAAUAUCCAUUCAUCUUCGUUUCUUGAUCACCGUUCCUCAACUGUAAAUUUCAUCAAAUUUGACCGCCGGUGACCGUUUUAUCCUCGUCGGUGGUCGCCGGAAUCUGUCGCUUACUUAAGCACGCACCUUCCGGCAAAGUCAAACCCGUAAAAAGCCGCCUUUCUUGGCUUUUCAAUCCAUUGACCUAGAUAUUAUUACUGGUCGUAUUACGGCUAGAGAGAGAGAGAGACAGGUAGUUUGACAGAGAGAGAGAGAGAGAUGUAUGCGGUACCUCCGCCGAAGAGUUCUGGUUCGACCGGUGGUGCCGCCGAUGGCACGGAGUUGCUACGGACUUAUCAGACCUGGAAAGGCAGCAAUAUAUUCUUUCUUCAAGGAAGGUUCAUUUUUGGACCUGACGUCAGAUCGCUCUUCUUAACAAUAUUCCUUAUAGUUGCUCCUGUUGCUGUUUUCUGUGUCUUCAUUGCUAGGAAACUGCUGGAUGAUUUUUCACAUCAUUUGGGGAUAUUAAUAAUGGUCAUUGCUAUUGUUUUCACUCUAUAUGUGUUAGUCCUUCUUCUACUGACAUCUGGAAGAGAUCCUGGCAUAAUUCCUCGCAAUGCACACCCUCCAGAGCCAGAAAGUUAUGAGGGGAGUGCAGAAGUUGGGCCUGGCCAAACUCCACAAUUGCGUUUGCCUCGCAUCAAGGAUGUCAUUGUUAAUGGAAUUACUGUGAAGAUCAAAUACUGUGAUACCUGCAUGCUUUACAGACCUCCACGUUGUUCACACUGUUCGAUAUGCAAUAAUUGUGUGCAACGAUUUGAUCAUCACUGUCCUUGGGUUGGACAAUGUAUUGGAUUGAGGAACUACAGGUUCUUCUUCAUGUUUGUCUUCUCAGCAACUCUUCUUUGUUUAUAUGUACAUGGUUUUUGCUGGGUGUACAUUAAAAGGAUUAUGGACGGUGAGAGAACAUCAAUCUGGAAUGCAAUGACCAAGACUCCUGCCUCCAUCGUGCUGAUAAUUUAUACUUUUAUAGCAGUCUGGUUUGUUGGUGGUCUUGCUGUCUUUCAUCUCUACCUCAUUAGUACAAAUCAGUCUACUUACGAAAAUUUUAGAUAUCGAUAUGAUCGAAGGGCCAACCCAUAUAACAAAGGAGUAUUUGGGAACUUUAAGGAGAUGUUCUUCACCAGCAUUCCAGAAUCCAAGAACAAAUUUAGGGCAAAGGUGCAGAAAGAGCCUGGAAUUCCGCCCCGGGUUGUGAGUGGUGGUUUUGUUAGCCCAACCUUGGGGAAAGCCAUGGGCGACAGAGAAAUGGAAAGGAAGCUAGCCUGGAACGAGGCUGCAACCGGAGCAGGUGACUUUGAGAGACAGCUAAGAAAUGAUGAUAGUCUUGACACUGAUGGUGAGUUUACCGACGUGUCUCCAGAUCUUAGCGGGGCCGUUCCUGUUGAGGGCACAGAAGAACGAAGUACCCUACAUCCUAGACGCUCUAGUUGGGGAAGAAGAAGUGGAAGCUGGAAUAUACCCCCUGAUGUUGUCGCAUUGGCAUCUGGAGUUGGUGACUCGAAUCGGAUCACUGGUGUCAACAGUGGCAGCUCAACAAUAGAAAAUCGACAAUGACGGCCUAGUUGGAUGCUGUAAAAUUAACAGGGAGAAAGAAUGGCAGCAAAAAGAUGGAACGAGAGAGAGGGAGAGGGAAAAAAGGGCAAAAAAGAUUUGGAUAGUGUGAGGAUUUGGAGUGGGCUUGAGUGGGGUUGUUUGGUGUGUAUAUCUUCUUUUUCUUUAUUCUUCUUUUUUUUUGUUGGGAGGGGGGAUGAGGUAUCUGCACCAUUUUAUUUGUACAAGGAUUUAUGAGACUGAAUGCCACAGUAUCUUCUUAAUUUUAA